UUGUUUCUUAGAAGUCUUUGUCAUUUGUGUCUUUGUCAUCUGCUGCAGCCAGAAACACGAUCCAUCACCAUCUCUCAGAUGUUUGCCAAAGCCACAAAAGCCUUCGUGAAGGACACAGAUCAUGAGGGACGCCUGAUCCCUGUGUCCAGUCUGAAUGACACAGACGAACUGAAUCUCCGAUCACUCAUUGUCAAGACCAGGCACAGAUGCUUCUGGCAGGAACCCAAAUACCAGUCCCCUGGCUUUACCCUCGGUGAUGUCCUGAAGCCUGGAGAGCCUGGAAACACACCUUUAAGCCCAACUGUCAAGGAGUCUGACUUUGUGGACUACAGUGGGACAUUUGGUGACAAGAAAGAAAUGAACGCAGAUGGGAACGUGGAGGCAAAGUUGGCUGAUUUCAACAUUACCGUGGGAGGGAAAUGGUCCACCAAACAGAAGCUGUCCCUUGGCAGCCUGAACAAAGAGAAGGUUGAUGUGAAGGACUUACACAACUACUCAAAAAACAGAGUUCUGGACAUGUCCCAUCCUGUGAUCAAGCAGACCCGUGUGAAUCCCAGAGCAGUGUUAGGCGUCUUGACGGAGAGGAUUAUGACGUCACUACCUUGUCCGGUCACAAACAAUGUCCGGAAGCGUGGCAAUGUAGGAGCCAACGUGAGCGCCUGUGUAUUCCUGAGCGGGAAGGCCUCUAUGAAGCAGAGCGGCAGUACUCAGACAGAUAGUGAUGUGUCACUGGGUAUUCCUGCAAAUACUGUCAUGGCCUACAGUCUGAUUGAACUCUACGUCAAAUGCAAUGGACAGUUUGAGCUGUGCCUCAUCUGCAACAAUGGGGGCUUUGAAAUAGAUAAGUCAAAGGAUGGGAUGGAAGUAGAUGGAAUUAUGGACCUGGGAGGCGACUUUCAUGCCAACAGCCCCCUAAAUCUGAACGAAGAACUGGAGAAACUGAGUGGUCAUUUCCAGCUGCUGUCAGUCCUGCCAGCAGCCACACGUUCCUCUCUGCUCCAGCUCCUCAAGACAACCAUGGAGGACAGAGAGGCAGUCAGUGUGCUGGAGAGUGUGCUGGAUCAGAUGUGUGAUGGUGAGACUCCUGACCUGGGUGAUCUGGAAGAGUCUGAGAGGGAAACAGUCCAGGCCGUACUGGAUCUUGUAGACCAAUGUGUUGGGAAGGAUGAGGACGAGAUCAGAUCCUCACUUCUCAGUGCCGUCCACCUCAUUGUCAGUGCCUUCGACGGAAUGACAGAUGUGGGUCUCUCUGUGUUGGGAUCGUGUUGCAGUCCUCCAGUCUUACAGGCCCUGCAGAUCCUGGUGCAUCAUGUGGCAGCAGGGAGUGGAGAGACCCUCUCUCUGAGAGAUGCAGGUCUGGCUGUUCUGACUGAGGAGGAGGUGUAUCAGAGGACAGAGAGUCUCUUUGGUCACUCUACAGUUACACUGAAGAGAGAGGAGGACACACUGAGGACAGAGAUGCAGGACCAGCCUGGAUACCUUCCUCUAGUCAUGAGUAUCACUGUGAAAGGCCUGGCCUCUUUAGUGUAAG
This is a messenger RNA of Salvelinus namaycush (lake trout), 1531 nucleotides long. Its product is annotated as gasdermin-E-like. Gene Ontology annotation, biological process: programmed cell death. The record is from RefSeq and is a predicted model, not a curated record. The coding region runs from base 79 to 1530 and encodes 483 amino acids. Lineage: Eukaryota; Metazoa; Chordata; Actinopteri; Salmoniformes; Salmonidae. The transcript has 9 exons. Gene Ontology annotation, cellular component: cytoplasm.